Messenger RNA from Phyllotreta striolata, 875 nucleotides. The record is from the annotation of a GenBank genome assembly. Lineage: Eukaryota; Metazoa; Arthropoda; Insecta; Coleoptera; Chrysomelidae.
CAAAACACAAUUUAUUGAAUAUAAAUAGUUGAACAAAAGCCACAACCAAGUAAGUCUUGAAGUAGAGCAAAAUGAAGCAAAUACUACUUUGCAGUUUCUUGAUCGCAGUGUGGGCAAUCCAAUCCCAUUGUCGCGUAUUGGACAACCCGAACAGCGACAUAAGCCAAUCCGACUCGUCUUUAUUGAGCAAACUCAAGAACAAAUCCAACCAUUUAAUCGAAAAAGUGUACUAUAAAGGCGAUAGAGCAGUGAAAUCCAUCGAGCGCGGUUACCAAAAAACCAAAUGCCGGUUGCACCAAACAGCAUCGGUAGCAAUUGAUGGGGACUCUUACAACCAUGAACCCUGCCGUAAUGGGCAUUUCUUGGUCGCAGUGUGGGCAAUCCAAGCCCAUUGUCGCCCAUGGGAGCCGGCUUUUUGGACCACAAUCAAGAACACAGCCGGAGAAAUCAUAGAUGACGUGAAAAAUCGCGCCGAGGAAGCCGUGGAAACUAUCAAGCACGGUUAUAACGAGAUCAAAUACCGGGUGCAGGGAAUAGCAUCGGUAGCAGUUAAAGGGUACUAUGACGAGCAUGAUCCGUGCUUUGUGCAACAAAAUCAUGCUGGUGAAAACCACGGGGGUCACCAGAUUGGGCAGCAAAUAGUGAAAAAUUUAGUGCUUAAUAUUAUUACCGCCCAAGCUCAAGCUCAUCAAUCCAAAGUUGUACAUGAAAUCCACCGAUAUAGUAAUAAUGAGAAAACAUUGAGCAGUAUUACUAAUAAACUUGAAAACUUUAGUGCAGAGAAUCCGGCAAAGUUAAAAUCUAUAAUAAACCCAAGAUCCAAUAGUCCAGAAGGAUAUGUACCAGAUAGAAGAGGAGUGUGCAGAGAAAUAUAA